Vicia villosa (hairy vetch) is the source of this 1156-nucleotide messenger RNA. Its product is annotated as reticulon-like protein B1. The transcript has 5 exons. The record is from RefSeq and is a predicted model, not a curated record. Bases 169 to 918 code for a protein of 249 amino acids. NCBI's taxonomy places the organism in Eukaryota, Viridiplantae, Streptophyta, Magnoliopsida, Fabales, Fabaceae.
UUAUUCAUUCUCAACCAAUUCCGAACUUGAGGCUUGAAAAACUCAACAAACAACACGCCACAUAUAAACAAUAACUCGUUCAACGCAACUCGCUCUUCUCUCUCUCUUUCAUUGCAACUCUUUCUCUCUCUCUCACUCCUUCCUUCCAUUUCCAUUUCCACUUCAUCCAUGGCAGGGGAAACAGAAUCCUUCAUCGAUAAGGUAGAAGAGAAAUUUCACGACCACAACUCUGAUUCAGAUUCAUAUUCCGAUUCCGAUGAUGACCACAAGAAGAGGCCACCCAAAUUUGCCUCUAAAGCCAACACUGUUUACCGUCUCUUCGGUCGCGAUCGUCCCGUUCACAAGGUCUUAGGCGGUGGAAAACCUGCGGACAUUUUACUAUGGAGGAACAAGAGAUGCACGGGAGUGGCACUUGGUGCUGGAACUGCAUUGUGGAUUUUCUUUGAGUUGAUGCAAUACCACCUCAUAACUCUUGUUUGCCAUUUAAUGAUUUUGUCUCUCGCGGCCCUUUUCUUGUGGUCUAAUGCAUCUGUCUUUAUCCACAAGUCUCCACUGCAAAUCCCACAUAUUGCAGUUCCUCAGGAAUGCGUUCUUGAGGCUGCUUCUGUUCUCAGAGUUGAAAUUAACCAAAUGUUCACUGUUUUGAGGGAAAUUGGAACUGGGAGAGAUAUUAAGAAGUUUCUUACCGUUGUUGCUGGGUUGUGGGUUAUCUCAGUUAUUGGCAGCUGGUUCAACUUCUUGACAUUGUUUUAUUUAUUCUAUUUAUCAUUGUUCACAUUGCCACUGGUGUAUGAGAAACAUGAAGACCAGGUUGAUGCACUAGCUGAGAAAGCAAUGAUAGAGAUCAAGAAACAGUAUGCAGUGCUUGAUGCUAAAGUUUUGAGCCAGAUACCAAUUGCGGGGUUCAAAAAGGAUUAGAAUACAUUAUCUCUCAGGAUUAGCAGUUUUGUUCAGAUGUCAAAUUUAUAAGACUUACUUCAUUUUGGAUUAAUUGAGUCAAAUAUAGUUUUAGGAAUAAAAGUCCUCGUAGUCCCAGCUUUAUUUUUAGGUUUAUCUUGACUUAUUUAUCAGUAGCAUCCACAUUUUGUUUUCCACAUUGACUUCAUGAAUGUGUACUCCAUGUCAUCUAAUGAAGUGAUUGCCAUGUUUAAUUUCA